Messenger RNA from Jaculus jaculus (lesser Egyptian jerboa), 930 nucleotides. It is a transcript of the gene Crisp1, whose product is annotated as cysteine rich secretory protein 1. The transcript is spliced from 9 exons. Gene Ontology annotation, cellular component: extracellular region. Bases 1 to 930 code for a protein of 309 amino acids. Gene Ontology annotation, biological process: binding of sperm to zona pellucida. NCBI's taxonomy places the organism in Eukaryota, Metazoa, Chordata, Mammalia, Rodentia, Dipodidae. The record is from RefSeq and is a predicted model, not a curated record.
AUGCCUGGAGCCCCCAGUUCUGUCAGGGAGUCAGAGACAGGAGAAAUUGCUAAGGCCCACCAGUCAGCCAAGCUGACUGAAAAUGGCAGCUCUGCUCAGCGAGAGAUUCAGUCUCCAGGAAAGAAACAGAAGAAACCAGGAAACAGCUGCCUACUGACCCUGAUGCUUGUGACUUCAUCUUUCACAGGAGAGACAAUGAAAUUCUUCUUGUUUUUAUCUGUUGCUGCCGUCUUUGUGCCUGCAUUGGCUAUCAGAUCCAAAGCAACCAGAGCUCUGUUUAAUAAACUCUCCACUGAACUGGUAGCCGCGCAGGAAGAGAUUGUUAAGGUGCACAAUGCUUUCCGGAGGAAAGUGCAGCCACCAGCCAGAAACAUGAUGAAGUUGAACUGGAGUCUACCUGCUGCAGAAAAUGCUAGAAUUUUGGCAAGGUAUUGUGAUUUUGCACAGAGUGACCCAAUUGAGAGAAGACUUAAAAAUACCUUUUGUGGAGAAAAUAUGCAUUUGGAAAGUUAUCCUUCCCCAUGGUCAUAUGUAAUUGAAUUGUGGUUCAAUGAGUCCAAGCACUUCACAUACGGAAAAUGGCCAUCCACAGACGAUGACAUCACCACUGAUGAUUACACUCAGAUGGUCUGGGCCUCUACCUACCUCAUUGGCUGUGACGUUGCAUCCUGCCGCAAGAAGAAAGCAGAGCAGUAUCUCUACAUCUGUCACUACUGCCAUGAGGGAAAUGAUCCUGACACAAUAAAUUUACCUUAUAAAGCAGGUCCCUCAUGUGGAGACUGUCCAAAUCACUGUGAAGAUCGACUUUGUACUAACCCCUGUGUGCACUAUGAUGAAUACAACAACUGUGACAAGCAAAUGAAAGUUCUCGGAUGUGAACACCCGUCAGUUAAACUGCUGUGCAAGGCUUCGUGCCUGUGCACAAAUUAA